UCUGAUUAGCUUUUCUGCCACCACAAAACUUUCGAAGUUCAUUCACCUCUGCCCAUUCGUCUUCCUCACCAUUGCCAUGAGAGUUGUCAAUUUCAUCAUGAGGACUUUCUGGUUCAUUCUAAACUUUGCGGCAUCUUUCUUCUAUAAGGAACCCGUGCAGCCGGCUUCGCAAAUGAGAGCAAGGAAGCUCCCUCUGCACACAUGUGCGGUGUCCAUCCUCUCAUCGACCCACCGGGUCUACACCAGAGCCCAGGAAUAUAACGGCCUGUCGGGUUUGUUAUUCAGAAAGUCGGCGCGACUCACCACUUCUGUGGACCCGUAUGCUCGCGAAAUCAAGAACUGGUGCCUGUCCAUCCUCACCUGCGUGGAUGAUCAGAUCCUGGCUGUCGAGUGCGGGAUUGAGAAAAACUUCCCUGCAUCAACCUUCGUGUUUGAUAGAGUCGACGAACUUGUCAGGGCCAUGGAAACUUUCCCGGAAACGGCCGAGCAGAUGGUCAGCAGACUGCUCUCAUUGAUCCACAAGGUCCCAUUCCUGAACUUGGCAUCAUCCCAUAUCACAUCACGGUUGGAUUGUUGGCUCUCUAAAUGGGGGUGGGAUACCGCCGCACGAGAAAAGGAUAUCCCAAUGGACUCGAGAUCAGCAGAUGCCAAUGAAGGAAUUGUUUCUGAUAAAUAUUGCCCAGGGUCAGCACACGACAAGGAGGCGGGAAAAGAGCUCUUCCCGUCGGUCGAACCUCUGCUGAUCAAACCUAAGACCAGCGAUAACUGUGCGAACAUCUCCCCGAAAGGCACGUACAAGGAAGUGCUGCUGGAUGAAGGCAACACAGAAGAUCAUAAGGUCGAACUAAUAAAGGAAGGUGAUGAUGGGGAGCAGAUAACAUUACUAGAAGACGCCAGCAGUAAGGAAGAGGGCAAGGAGGAGGAGCAGGAGAAGGUCGUCUCUCUGACGACCGAGGAGGGUUCAACCAAGGACGACCAGAUAUUGGAUUUGUUUGAAUCGGGAUGGCACAUGAAGAAGCCGGUGUGAAACGGGGGGAAAAGGAGCCCGAUGGUUCGAGCUGCUCCAUACACUGGUCUAGCUAGGAAAGUCUGCUGUUUAUUAUAUCGGGUUACAUUAUUAGCAUAUAGUUUUUGGCAUGAUCUUUUAGAUGUAAUUGGCGAACUCGCCUCAGACAUGACCUUGGUUGGCGAGUAUCAGAUCUUCUAGUGCAGAGUCCCGUGGGGAAAAUAAUGCGCGUGUACAUAUUCGAAACAAAGACGAGUUUCUUUUAAUGUUUCUUGUAUUGGUCUUUUACUUGUGUCAAGUUUGAAGAGAGGGAUAUGGACCCCAGAUGAGUAGAGGAAUGGCUUCAAAUCAAAUAUAAUUGGUUGGGAUUGGCUUUU
Messenger RNA from Punica granatum (pomegranate), 1383 nucleotides. The record is from RefSeq and is a predicted model, not a curated record. Lineage: Eukaryota; Viridiplantae; Streptophyta; Magnoliopsida; Myrtales; Lythraceae.